CAAACUCCGAAUUGAAGGGAAUAGAAAUCAUUGUUCCUCUAAUUUCAAUCCUGUGCAGAGUUAGAUUUUUCUUUUUUCUCAAUGUUCUAAUGGGCUUAUAACUUCAAAAGCAGAUUUAGUAAAGUUCGGUCCGGUACUCCGGUCCAUAUGAUUAAUUAGAGCCUGAAGAUCAGCUUCGCUGUUCCGCCUUUGUACAUACAUCAACAAUGGCGCCUGCCAUUCUACAUUUGAGCCUUGGGUGUAGCAGUACAACAAGGGCUUGUAUUUCUGAGGAAAGAAACCAAGAGAAGGUGAAGCUCUUAGACAACAUAAAAUCCAUCAAGGACAAAACGGUCAUUUCCAAUUCCCAAGAAUCAAAACACCAUAAACUUCCUCCACUAGUUAGCGCGCUAAAAGCUUCAUCCGAGCAAAAAGUUGCAAGUUUUCACUUUCCUGGACAUAACAGGGAUGCUCAAAAGCAAGCAGCUGAAUUGUUCGGAGCUACAGAAACAUGGUUCUUAGUUGGGGGAACAACAUGUGGAAUCCAAGCAUCAGUUAUGGCUACUUGUUCACCAGGAGAUACACUAAUUCUUCCAAGAAACUCUCAUAUCUCAGCUUUUUCUUCCAUGGUGUUAUCUGGUGUUAUACCAAAGUACAUUACCCCUGAGUAUGAUUCUGAUUGGGACAUUGCUUCUGGUGUUACUCCUUCACAGGUGGAGAAGGCAAUGAAAGAAUUGGAAACAAAAGGUCAAAAACCAUCUGCAGUUCUCAUAACCUCCCCUACAUACCACGGAAUCUGCACCAAUCUCCAACAAAUCUCCUCAUUAUGUCAUUCCCAAAAUACCCCUCUCAUAGUGGACGAAGCUCAUGGGGCCCACUUCGCCUUUCACAACUCCUUCCCUCUCUCAGCUCUCCAGCAAGGCGCCGAUCUCGCCAUUCAAUCAACCCACAAAGUGCUAUCAUCUCUCACACAAUCAUCAAUGUUACACGUGUCAGGAAAUAUUAUAAAUCGAGAAAAAAUAUGUCAAUGUCUACAAACCCUUCAAACCACUAGUCCAAGUUAUCUCCUUUUAGCUUCUUUAGAUGCCUCCAGGGCUCAAAUUAGCGAAAACCCUAAAAUUUUCGAUAAAGCUGUUGAAAUAGCCACCGAAGCAAAGUCCCUCAUUAAAAAAAUCCCCGGAAUCGGAAUCCUCGAUUCCGGUGUCAACAUCGGAAUCGAUCCUUUACGGAUUACAGUCGGAGUUUGGGAGCUUGGGAUAUCGGGAUUUGAAGCUGACGAUAUUUUGUAUGAAAAUUAUGGUGUGGUUUCGGAACUUGUUGGGACCCGUUCGAUUACGUUUGCGAUAAAUCUUGGAACGAGGAGAGACGAUGUUGUUAGGCUUGUGUCGGGGUUAAAGUAUUUGUCGGAAUCACGGAUUCCGAUUCCGAUUCCAAUUCCGAUUCCGAAUGAUGUACGGGUUUUUAUGGGGAUGUGUAGUGAGAUGAGAUUGAGCCCUCGAGAGGCGUUUUUUGCAAGUAAAAAGAAAGUGAGUUUUAGAGAAAGUGUUGGUGAAAUAUGUGGGGAAUUGGUGUGUCCGUAUCCGCCCGGAAUUCCAUUGCUGAUUCCGGGGGAAGUGAUUACGGAGGUGGUGUUGAGGUAUUUGAUGGAGGUGAAAAGUAAUGGUGGAUUUAUUAGUGGAGCUGCUGAUUCCAGUCUCUCCACCAUUGUUGUUUGCAGUUGAUUCUGUGAAUAGCAAUGUACUUUAUUUAAUUUAGUGUUGUAUAGAUAAAAUAUUAAAUGGAUAAAG
This is a messenger RNA of Lactuca virosa, 1766 nucleotides long. NCBI's taxonomy places the organism in Eukaryota, Viridiplantae, Streptophyta, Magnoliopsida, Asterales, Asteraceae. The record is from the annotation of a GenBank genome assembly.